Molecule: messenger RNA, 4596 nt
Organism: Lagopus muta (rock ptarmigan)
Lineage: Eukaryota; Metazoa; Chordata; Aves; Galliformes; Phasianidae
Gene: AXIN1
Product: axin 1
Exons: 10
Coding region: 274-2799 (841 amino acids)
Biological process (GO): negative regulation of canonical Wnt signaling pathway
Source: RefSeq, a predicted model, not a curated record
CGAGGCAGCGGCGCAGGCGGAGCGGUGCGGGGCUCGCUGCUCUCCGUGUCGCCGCCAGAGCCAGCGGCCGCGGCCAUGGGCAUCCCGGGCCGCCCGCUUUGUGCCGCCCCGCCCGCCGCCCCGGGCCGCCGCUGCUGAGCCGCAUGGGCCGGGCUCCGCGCCGCCGCCGCCGCUGCUCCGAGCGGCAGAACCAACGUGUUCUCCUUGGAGAUACGGGUGUUGGUGAUCUGAGAUUUCGGCUCUUCCCCCGCUGUUCAAGGAAGCGCCAGAAAGAUGAAUAUCCAGGGGAAGGGCUUCCCUCUGGACCUCGGAGGAAGCUUCACUGAGGAUGCUCCAAGGCCACCGGUGCCUGGUGAGGAGGGUGAGCUCGUGUCCACAGAUCCAAGGCCAGUCAGCCACGGUUUCUACUCCAGUAAAAGCGAUGUGGUUAGAAAUGAGACCUCCACCGCAACGCCAAGGCGCUCCGAUCUGGAUUUGGGCUAUGAACCUGAGGGGAGUGCUUCGCCAACUCCACCCUACCUGAAGUGGGCCGAGUCGCUGCACUCCUUGCUCGAUGAUCAGGACGGUAUCAAUCUCUUCAGGACGUUCCUGAAACAGGAGGACUGUGCGGAUCUGCUGGACUUCUGGUUUGCCUGCAGUGGCUUCAGGAAGCUGGAGCCAUGUGUGUCCAAUGAGGAAAAAAGACUCAAACUGGCAAAAGCCAUUUACAAAAAGUACAUUCUGGACAACAACGGCAUUGUGUCCCGGCAGAUCAAACCGGCCACAAAAAGCUUCAUAAAAGACUGUGUCAUGAAACUGCAGAUUGACCCUGACAUGUUUGACCAGGCCCAAACUGAGAUUCAAUGCAUGAUAGAAGACAAUACCUACCCUUUGUUCCUUAAGUCGGAUAUUUAUUUGGAAUACACAAGGACAGGUGGGGAAAGUCCGAAAAUUUAUAGCGAUCCGAGCUCAGGGUCUGGGACAGGAAAAGGGCUACCUGGUUAUCUGCCUACUCUGAAUGAGGACGAGGAGUGGAAAUGUGACCAAGACACUGAGCCUGAGGCCAGCAGGGACUCCGCACCCUCAAGCAGGCUCACCCAGAAGCUGCUUUUGGAGACUGCAACCCAGCGUGCAACCUCCACCCGGCGGUACAGCGAGGGCAGGGAGUUCAGGCAUGGGUCAUGGAGAGAACCUGUUAACCCUUACUAUGUCAACACGGGAUAUGCCAUGGCACCAGCCACCAGCGCCAACGACAGCGAGCAGCAGAGCAUGUCCAGUGAUGCAGAUACGAUGUCGCUGACGGACAGCAGCAUAGAUGGGAUCCCACCGUACAGACUCCGGAAACAGCAUCGCAGAGAGAUGCAGGAAAGUGCCAAAGCAAAUGGACGUGUGCCACUACCUCACAUUCCUCGUACAUAUCGAAUGCCAAAGGAUAUCCAUGUUGAACCAGAAAAGUUUGCUGCAGAACUGAUCAAUCGUUUGGAAGAAGUACAGAAGGAACGUGAAGCAGAGGAGAAAUUGGAGGAGCGCCUUAAGCGUGUGCGAGCGGAAGAAGAAGGCGAGGAUGCAGAUAUCUCUUCUGGUCCUUCAAUCAUUAGCCACAAGAUGCCUUCCGCCCAACCCUUUCAUCACUUUGCCCCUCGCUACUCUGAGAUGGGCUGUGCUGGGAUGCAGAUGAGAGAUGCACAUGAAGAAAACCCAGAAAGCAUCCUGGACGAACACGUGCAGCGUGUGAUGAAGACACCAGGCUGUCAGUCUCCAGGCCCCGGCCGCCACUCUCCCAAGCCACGAUCUCCAGAAAGCGGCCACUUAGGAAAGCUGUCAGGGACACUUGGAACAAUUCCUCCAGGGCACGGCAAACACACCACGAAAUCAGGAAUGAAACUGGAUCCAGCUAACUUAUACCACCAUAAACAUGUCUACCACCACAUCCAUCACCACAGCAUGAUGAAACCAAAAGAGCAAAUUGAGGCCGAGGCCACGCAGAGAGUGCAGAACAGCUUUGCUUGGAAUGUAGAUUCACAUAACUAUGCAACAAAGUCAAGAAACUACUCUGAAAACUUGGGCAUGGCCCCUGUCCCCAUGGACUCUUUAGGCUACAGUGGAAAAGCAAGUCUGCUCUCAAAAAGAAAUAUUAAGAAGACCGAUUCAGGGAAAAGUGAUGGUGCCAACUAUGAGAUGCCAGGAUCUCCUGAAGACGUGGAGAGAAACCAGAAGAUCCUUCAGUGGAUCAUAGAAGGAGAGAAGGAGAUCAGCAGGCAUAAGAAAACAAACCAUGGCUCUUCAGGUGCUAAGAAGCAGCUGUCCCAUGACAUGGUCCGACCCCUCUCCAUUGAGCGGCCUGUUGCAGUGCAUCCGUGGGUCAGUGCCCAACUCCGGAACGUUGUCCAGCCUUCACACCCUUUCAUCCAAGAUCCUACCAUGCCACCCAACCCAGCACCCAACCCACUCACCCAGCUGGAGGAAGCUCGCAGGAGGUUGGAGGAGGAAGAAAAGAGAGCUGGAAAACUCCCACUGAAACAAAGGUUGAAGCCCCAGAAGAGGCCGGGCAGUGGUGCAUCCCAGCCAUGUGAGAACAUCGUGGUUGCUUACUACUUCUGUGGAGAGCCCAUCCCGUACCGCACCCUCGUCAAAGGGCGCGUGGUGACACUGGGACAGUUCAAGGAGCUGCUGACCAAGAAAGGGAACUACAGGUAUUACUUCAAGAAAGUGAGCGACGAGUUCGACUGCGGCGUGGUCUUCGAGGAGGUGAGGGAGGACGACACCAUCCUGCCCAUCUUUGAAGAGAAGAUCAUCGGGAAGGUGGAGAAGAUCGACUAGGCUCCAAGGCUGCAGAGGCUUUGAGGAAAGGACUGUGAAAGACUCUGGGACUGGAGGAGAAGGUCUGGGGCAGACGCUGGUGGUGCUUCUCCAGGAGGUGCUGGGCGAGCCUGGGGCGCAGCCCCCUCUGUGCCAGGACCUGGGCAAGCUCUGCUGUGCCAUGGGAAGUCGUUUCACCCCACAAACCUGCCAGUGGGAGCCUGGGCUCCCUCUCCAUACCGAAUAUAAGUGUAAUGUAGCAUUGUACAGUGCAUUAGAAAGUGUAAAAUGAACUUGUUUACUAAAGCUGCAUAUUUUUGAUAUAUUGUAAUAAAAGGAAAAUAUUUCCAAUGUCACAGUGCUCUUAUGUAAAUGUAAAACAUACAGGUACUGCAGAACUCACCCAAAGUGUACAGCCAUCCGUCAAACUCCGUGUGGUCCUCGCUUUCACAGCACCCUUCCCUGUCCCCUCGGUGUGUAUGGCUCUGAGCAGUGCUGGGGUGGGAUGCACCCAGCCGACAAGCUGCUGUCCCUGCUGCUGUGGAAGUCACUGCUGCACUCCAGAGGGGCACCACUGCACUUCUGCACAAUCUGAAGACAACUGAGCCAUUCUGAACGAGCUGGGCUCUCGCCUCCCUGGUAGUUGCAGCUACUGGACCUGGUAGGGUGGUUUUUCUCCUGAGCUUUCUUGUGACCGAGUGAACCCCGAAGGGAAGGGGGGGCGGGUGCCAGUUCUUGGUGCUGCAGGCUUCCCGUGGUGCCUUCCACCAGGGCAGGGCUGUGGGCCACCAGUGAGGAUCAGCUGCUGCUCAGCACUGCAGGGCUGGGCACUGGCAUCCCAUGCCCUGUGCUUGUCCCCCACGUGUGCCUGCUCCUGGGGCAGACGUUGCCUCCUGGAGGGUGCUGCAGCCCCACGGAGGGCUGGCAGCCGUGCGCAGGCCCCCAGUGCCAAGGCUGGACUUUGGUCAGGGGAGUUGCCUUAGGAGAGAGGUAGUGUGGGGAGGAAACCAAUUGGACGCUUCCAGUCUGAGGACAAAAACCAUCGCGUUAUGAGUCCUGUGUCUUCUGUCAGGUUCUGUGUCUCUGGGGAGGCAGCGUGAGGGCACUGUGGUCCGAAGCCAGCAGCAAAGGAGUUGUGGGGAUGUGAACAGCCAGCUCCCCUGAGUGCUGCAGUCACUGUAAGGGGUCGCUGCUUGGGUGUGCAGAUGGGACUGAGCUCAGCUCCGCCUGCCCUCAGCCCUGCCCUCCCCACCAGCCCAUGCUCUGUGCCCCAGCAGCCACAGCUUUGCUCUCGCCCUUGGGCAAACCCAGCCUCUGUGCCCCCACUGCCAGCUCCUAGGGGGUCCCACGUCAGCACUCACCCUGCCCACCCGCGUGCCCUUUGCCCACUGCUGCUGCAGCACAUUUUGGGGCCCAACUCGGCUGCCUGCAGGGCUGGGGCCGAGUGGCGCUGUGUGGGGACAACUCAGCCUCUUGUACACGUCACCGAGUGCCUUUAAACAUGGUUCUGUGACUUGCCUAUCACUAUGUGAAGUCCAGCAAAAUCGUUUUCAGCCAGGGAACAGUGUUACGAACGUCUUUCCUCCCUCUUUUUUAAGUUCUGAUGGUGUUGUGUCUGGUGAGGUUGUUACCAUGCCUGGGAUUUCCGUCUCCCCCUUUUUUUCUCAGGGGGUUCCCUGUAAAUAUGUACAUUUGCCGAGCGCAGCAUCCUCCAGUGGCCGUGCAGCCCUGGUGAUGCCUCCUGUGCAUCCUCAUGUUCUGACUUGUACAAUGAUCUUUUCAAAGGUACUUGGAUAAAAUGAAAUAAAAACCCCACAU